Molecule: messenger RNA, 1487 nt
Organism: Macrosteles quadrilineatus (aster leafhopper)
Lineage: Eukaryota; Metazoa; Arthropoda; Insecta; Hemiptera; Cicadellidae
Exons: 5
Coding region: 13-792 (259 amino acids)
Source: RefSeq, a predicted model, not a curated record
GUAGCAGACGACAUGUCGAGGUCCUGGGCCGCCGCCGCCGCUGUACUCGUCCUAGGCCUUCUACCCAUCAGCAGCGCCGAGGAUCACAUACUCACCUACGGACCUCAGCAAGAAACACUUUACACAUUGGAGGGAGAAGAACGCAGUACACCCCACGUUUAUAGACAAAAAUUUAAAAGGUUUUUGUCUUUCAACAAUGAUGCGAGCAACAUCAGAGUGGAGAUGGUGUUUGCAGUGCCUUUUCUUCACAUUCCCAUCGGAGGCAAGACUGUGGAAGGUCCCUACGGCAACGGCGUCACUCCCGUGGUGGACAUCAACGCUAAGUCCCUCCUCACUGCCAGUGUGCUGCUCUUAAUGCUGUUCUUCGUCAUACCCAAGAUAGUCAGGGUCUUUGUACCUACAGCUCCACAGGCCAGAGCGUUUGAGGAAGGUGAAGUGAGUCGUGUUAUCCGAGGAGUGGAGGAGGUAUUCCACGUCAACAGCACAGCCUGUUGGCAGCAAGGGGUGUGUUCUCUGGUACAGGCCGGACGACGCAACAUCCACAGCGACCAUCCCUCCAGCUGGGGCAAGGUGGUGGAUGGAGUCUCCAGUUUGAAGUGGGUGGAGAAGACAAUGGCUGGAACAUGGCUAGGCGAGGCGGUCUCCUCAGCCAAGCAGGACAAUGACGGCUGCAAAGUGUUUUACAAUCAAUGUCCGUUGAGUCCAGACAAGCUCACUCAUUUCACCAAGGAGUUGGCUAGAAGAUACAUGAACCAUCUCAUACAUCUCCACAAUACCAACACUGUGAAAUGAUCACUUUUAUGUGGUACUAAUCCAGGUCCAACAAAUACUGUAACUUAUAAUGGAAAAGUAUUUUAUUAUAGAGCCAGGUUCAGCGUGUAUCAUAUGGAAGAAAUUUACUUUUGACAUAUUGAGUCUAUUGGAAAAUUUGCACCAUGGAUCUCUUUGCAGUCACUGUAUGUUAAAAUUAUAGGGGGACACUUUACCAUGCAAAGUUUACAUUGAUGUAAGCCUGUCAUGAUUUUUUUUACAUAACUACAUUAUUUAGUUGAAAAUGAAAAUAACAAGACCUAAAAUUGCUAUGAUAAAUUUCCUGUUGUUGUAUGUUUAAAGUCUUAAUUAUAUUGCCUAGAACACCUAUGCUUUCCAUAAUGAAAUAUUUGAAAUGAAGAUCCAAAAAGAGACUCAGUAAACAUAACCUGCGUGGUAAUUUAUUAUGGCCAUGGUAGGACCCUGAGUCGUUAAAGAGGAUGUGAUUCAAAAUAAAUUUACAGAAUAGAGAAUUCAUGCAGUUUUCAAUCAUAGAAAAAUUAAUACGGAUAUUAUUAUUAUGUCAGGUUCAGAUUACAAUCCCUGGAGGAAGAUGGGAUGUUAAGGUUUCCUUAUGAAAUUAAUCAUCUAUACGUUUAAUCUGCUCAUUUUUAUUACUGAGAUUUAGCUAUAUGUAAUUUAAUAAACUACUACAAAACAAAAUAGAAACAUUAUUU